This is a messenger RNA of Diaporthe amygdali, 321 nucleotides long. RefSeq lists its product as uncharacterized. The transcript has 3 exons. The coding region runs from base 1 to 321 and encodes 106 amino acids. The record is from RefSeq and is a predicted model, not a curated record. NCBI's taxonomy places the organism in Eukaryota, Fungi, Ascomycota, Sordariomycetes, Diaporthales, Diaporthaceae.
AUGCACCAUAUCCAUCACAAGGUCGAGGUCCCCGUAGCGUGCUUCGAGUUGAAUAUCGUAGACUUCGUACUCCUUGUAUUGCCCCUUCAAACCGGGCUGCACAAAGCUCGCUGGGAUGAGACCCAGGGCGCCGAAACGGAGACAGGAGGACACCUUGAGGGGUCGAUCGCCUCGCUUGAGACGGAGCCUAUGAGCGUCAGGCUGCAGACGCGGCCGUCGGAGAGACCUCGGGCAAGACGGCUUGGCGAAGAUGACUUGGCGCAAGGCAAACAAGGCGGCAAGGCGACCAUAUGGAUGCCAGGCAGAACUGCGAUGCAAUGA